AUGGAAAACUCUAUUCAGCCCAAGUGCUGUAAACACCAUCGUUCUUUCGACAUAUGUAAUUUGGAUAAUGAUUCUUCAAUAUCAGCAAAGCUUGAUGUUCAGUGGAAUAUCAACCUCUGCACUAAAUUGCAGGCACUUAAUGAAGAUCUCACAAUACUUGGAUUGAAACCAUUUUUUCGGAAAUCCGAUUCGUUUAUCCCGACUAUUGAUCUCAAUGCCUUAACUUCUGCCUUCUCUAAGUUAUUUGAGCGCCAUAUUCAGAGUCUUAAUUCUAGAGGAGGUUUUGAUGAAGCCAUUUCUCGUAUAAAAGCAGAGCUGGAGUAUUCACGUACCAUGCAUGAACGGUGUAAGGAAGAACUGCAUUCUGUUCAGUGUUCGCUAAGCCAAUCGAAAGAACGUGAGCAUCGAAUUGAAGCAGAGAUAACAGAUCUCUCUAACCAAAUUCGCAAGCUUAAGGAUUCUAUUCGUCGACUUGAAUCAGAUUUUCAAAUUCGCAACACUCAGUUUCAGCACGAAAUCCUUAAGUUGCAGAAGGAGAACGGCACAUUGAGGGCAAGAUUUAUCAAUCAUUUGAAAAAACCCAUGGCUUCUACUCGCAGACCUCUCAUUCCUUCUCAACCUUGUACUGAAAAUACUAAGAGUGAGCUAGAUCUGGCACGAUGUACGGUGGAUCACCUGUUAGCUCGAGAAAAUGAACUCUUCCAUGAGAACCGCGACAAUGAUGGAUUUCAGGAUUUGGAGCCGGAGGAGACAUCUUUGGAUGGAUCAUCUGAAUGUGCAACUUCAAGCAGUUCUGAUGAGUCAACAUAUGAAGGCAGGUUUACACAUAACCUAUCGAUGGCCAGUAGUGGAUCGCAAAUGGGACCUGAGCUUGAGGAGAAGCUGGAAGGGUGUCGACUAAGAUCUACACAGUGCGAUGAGGAAUUGAAUAAAAGUAAUGACAAAUUAUCGGAACUAGAUUCACUUGAUAUGACUGGCGAAAUGAGUUCAACUCAGAGGGAAACGGAGACAGACCAUAGCGAGGUAUAA
Molecule: messenger RNA, 1029 nt
Organism: Rodentolepis nana
Lineage: Eukaryota; Metazoa; Platyhelminthes; Cestoda; Cyclophyllidea; Hymenolepididae
Source: the annotation of a GenBank genome assembly